AACCGCCCCCAUUUUAAUCCUCAGAUUUAUUACAUGAAUGUGUCUGAAUCGUUAACUGCAUUAUCAUUUCCAAUAGGGCAAGUAUAUGCUCAAGACAGUGACAAUGGAGCAAUUUGUCUCUUUUCAACAUUUAUACCAAAUGAUAUAAUAACAGUAGACAGUAUGGGUUAUGUGUUUCUCACAAGGUCCUUAGAUUAUGAGCAGGACUCACAGUAUGAUGUUGCCAUCAGAGUCAGUGACGGAGAACUUGAAUCUGUACAUCCUGGUCAAAUAAUAAUCAACGUUAUUGAUGAAAAUGAUCACAACCCUGUGUUCACUCAACCAGUAUUUCAUGGAAGAUUUCCAGAGAACUCUUCUCCAGGAACUUUAUUUAUUGAUGUCUUGGCAAGUGACAUGGACACAAGCCCUAUGAAUGGAAAUAUAGAUAGGUAUGAAAUUCAAGAAGCAGGCCUUCCAUUUUACAUCCAGAAUAUACCUGAUGGAAGUGCCAUAAUAUCCAACUCUCGUUCAAUGGACUAUGAAACAAACAGACGUGAUUAUGUGUUGCAUGUUCAUGCAUUUGAUAGUGGAGGAUUACGUUCACUGUUUCCAGCCCAGGUGAUAAUCACACUACAAGAUGUUGAUGACUGUGGACCACGCUUUUCUCGGGCAGAAUAUCAUGCCAGUGUGAAAGAAAACAAUCCCAUAUCAGUGUUCGUCAUCUCUUUGUUGGCUAGCGAUUGUGACAUAAGUGUCCCAUUCAGAGGCAUCCAAUAUAAGGUUGCAAAUGGACAAGGACUGGUGCACAUUGACCCGACUUCUGGUCAAGUUACAGCUGCAAAGUCGUAUGAUUUUGAGUCAGAUCAGAGUACAACAAUAAUUGAAGUACAAGCAUUUGACCGAGAUGGAGGUGAAAUAUAUGGGGUGGUGUCCAAGUACUGGAUGCUACCUAAUCGCAUAAAUGGCUUACCAUUCAGGCUCAAUAGCAGCAGUGGAGAAUUGUUUUUGACUAGGGCUCUGGAUUAUGAAAAUGGUGAUACAGGUUUUGAUAUUACAGUAGUAGCUAUAGAUGGAGGAUCAUAUUUAGCAACAGCUACUGUUAGUAUUUCAAUACUGAAUGAAAAUGAUGAAGAACCAUACUUCCUCACCGAAGAAGAACACAACAUUUCCAUUCCAGAGGAAACUUUCCCUUUCUCUAUACAUGGACUACCUGAUAAUGUUCUCUUCCACGUUAAAGCAUAUGAUAGCGAUCUUUUGGAAGAUGGAUACCUAUAUUAUAACCUUUCCACCUAUGAAAUAUUUUCAAUCGAUUCUAGUGGGUACCUCUAUCUCACGGUUCCUUUGGAUUAUGAGGAGAAAGACCAACAUCAAGUCACAGUUAGUGUUGGGGAUGGAGUAUUCGUGGCAAGAACAACAAUAUCAAUCCAAGUUCUAGUUGGGAACAUCAAUGACCACCCCCCAGUAUUUCAUAGUUGCCUUGAUGGCUGCUGUGAGACU
Geodia barretti is the source of this 1476-nucleotide messenger RNA. Lineage: Eukaryota; Metazoa; Porifera; Demospongiae; Tetractinellida; Geodiidae. The record is from the annotation of a GenBank genome assembly.